UAUCUGGUAGCUUGAGGUGUCUGAUAGUUGUGAGAUUUUUUUAUGACCGUUUGCGGUGGAAGACGUGAAAAUUGCAUGUACUUUCAGAAUUGUUGGGCGAGCUACUGUCGCGAUCGACCUGUUGGCGACCCCUGGGCUAUUCAUUCACCAUGUCUGACUUUGGUCCACUCAUGAAUGACUGAAGACACAGUCGCAGUUUGAACCUCUCAUAAGGCAAAUAACUCUACUGUAGUAAAAAGUUAACUCCUGAAAUAGUGACUGCAUUGGCAUAGGAAGUCGCCACGUUACACAAAAUAGAGGUUGAAGGGAGUACUGACAGACCAGCAUGCUUAGAGCACGCAUGUGUGUGUCGGCACUAUGUCAUCGCUCAGGCACGUUUGUGCUUCGAUGGGUCAACAUCUGCAGGAAGAUAGCAUGUGUGCAAAGUGCAGUGGGGCCAGUGAGAUGGAAGACGUACUGUAGCCCAGCACCUUUUUUGACAGCCACGCCUACCCGCGCUCUCAUAGAUGAGCCGAUUACCCUAGAGGGGCAUCACCUUCCCCCUCACUCACCUAUCACGGUGCGCGCCUAUAUGCAUAACGAGGACGGUGACCUAUGGGAGGCGCUCUCUCACUACAACACAGACGAGAUGGGUGUCGUCAACAUGACCACAGAUGAGUCUGUAGGGGGUUCCUAUGUGGGCUGUGAGCCCAUGGGACUGUUUUGGGCCCUGCAGCCUGCACCUGGAGAGAGAGAGGGUCUGAGGCUUCGGAAGAAAAACGUUGAGACUCCGUACUCAGUACAGUUGUCCUUAUUAGAGGGUCAUAUUCCGGUUCCACCCAGUGAGGGUUCCAACAAGGAGCAGUGGCAGAGAGGGGAACAGGAGCUGGCUGCAGUGACUGUUGAACGCUGGUACAUGGCACCAGGCGUCCGGAGAAUAGAAAUUCGGCAGAAUGGAGUAGUGGGGACCUUGUUCUUACCCCCAGGUCCAGGUCCAUUCCCAGCCAUGGUGGACCUGUGGGGUAUGGGCGGGGGGCUGAUAGAGUACCGCUCAGCCUUGUUUGCUUCCCGGGGAUUUGCCAGUCUCUCCCUGGCCUACUUUGGCCACAAAGACAUCCCUGGUCCACUCAACACUAUCAAUGUGAGAGAUGCCUACUUUAAGGCUGCAUUCCAGUUUCUCCAGGACCACCCCCAGGUGUGUGGGGACAGGCUGGGGAUCAUUGGCCUCUCGUUCGGAGUCUACCUGGCUCUGCGAAUCGCCACUCAGAUUGGUGUCAAUCCCAGGUGUGUGAUAGGAGUCAAUGGUCCAAUAGGAAGUAUCAACAAACUAUCGGACAGCGAUGGCCAGACCGAAAGCUUUGAAGGGGAUCAGAAGCACUGGAGUUAUGAUGAACAGGGCUACGUCAGCUUCAGAGAAGUGUCCAUGCCCAACAACAUUCCACCUGAGAACAAAGCAAAGGUUGAAAACCUGUGUUGCCCCCUACUGUACAUUGUGGGUGAAGAUGACUUGAGCUGUGCAGCUAUUGAGAACGCAGAUGAGAUUGAGAAGAAGCUUAAAGAUGCUGGUAGAUCCCACCUGUUCACCCGCCUGUCAUACCUGGGUGCUGGCCACCUGAUUGAGCCACCCUACACCCCCAACGCACGAAGCUCCAUGUGGACCACCCGACCAAAGAAACUGAUCACUCUCUGGGGAGGGCACCUGGCACCCCACGCUGCUGCCCAAGAAGAUGCCUGGAAGAGGACCCUGGAAUUUAUGGAACGCCAUCUAAGAGGGUGAGGGGAGAGGAAUAGAAAUAGCCUUACGACCACUUUGUGAUAGAAUGGUCCAUUUCACGUGUCUCUCCACAAUGCAAGACACAAAACUCAAAAUCAAGUGGACUCAGUGUUCUCUUGAAUGUAUCUGUAAUUUCACUAUUUUCACAAUACAUAUUGUUAUGUAGGCAUCUAUGUAUUGUUGUCAUUGAUUUGUUAAAUGUUUAUAUAUACAACUACUAUACCAUAAUAAAUUCAAUGGCAUGUAAACAAAGGAGCU
Coregonus clupeaformis (lake whitefish) is the source of this 2011-nucleotide messenger RNA. Its product is annotated as bile acid-CoA:amino acid N-acyltransferase. Gene Ontology annotation, molecular function: fatty acyl-CoA hydrolase activity. The record is from RefSeq and is a predicted model, not a curated record. NCBI's taxonomy places the organism in Eukaryota, Metazoa, Chordata, Actinopteri, Salmoniformes, Salmonidae. Gene Ontology annotation, biological process: acyl-CoA metabolic process; fatty acid metabolic process. The transcript is spliced from 12 exons. The coding region runs from base 326 to 1756 and encodes 476 amino acids.